Diuraphis noxia (Russian wheat aphid) is the source of this 1405-nucleotide messenger RNA. RefSeq names its product venom protease-like. The record is from RefSeq and is a predicted model, not a curated record. NCBI's taxonomy places the organism in Eukaryota, Metazoa, Arthropoda, Insecta, Hemiptera, Aphididae. Gene Ontology annotation, molecular function: serine-type endopeptidase activity. Gene Ontology annotation, biological process: proteolysis.
AUAGUUCCUAUAACAUAAAUAAGUAAUUAACAUUWUAUACUAACCUAUAACAUACUCGUACAACGACAUAUCGUUUAAAUACCUGGAAUCAGUUUUCAGAAGUUAUGCACCUAUAAAUAUUUUAUUUUAUUUAUUUUAUUAUGAAAAUGGAAAUUACCAUAUUUUUUAAAGUUUUAUUAUUUGGCGUUUCAUUUACCGUUUUAUGCGUAUACAACACAUCAUCACAACGAGUAGUAAAAAAUCUUGGCUUGAAUGAAGGUGAGAUAUGUCGGAAGGCCCUUAAAUCAGAUCAAAAGUAUGUGUGUACAUCUACAAGACGCUGCAACGCAUUCAAAGAAAGUAUUAGAACUCGUAAUUAUCUUGAUAUAUGUAAGUUCGUUGGUUUAAAGCCGAUAGUUUGCUGUCCAAUAACGGCUAAUGAAAUACUAAAAACUAAAAACGCAGACAGAUCAAUAUCUGCCGAUGAAAAAUGUUAUCAGUAUUCCAAAUUAGUKAAAAAUAAAUAUAGGCAUUCAUCUGUGACUGGUAAACAAUCUAAAAAAGAAGAAUUUCUACCCACGAUAAUAAUAAAUCGUAAACGUCGAGCUCUAAAACCUUAUCCAUAUUCAGUGGGUGGCAUACCAGCCAAAGUUCAAGAGUUUCCACACAUGGCGCUAAUAGGUUAUGGCGUCAACACGACAAAUGGAGAGGAUUGGAAAUGCGGAGGUUCGCUGAUAAGCAAAAGUUGGAUUUUAACUGCAGCGCACUGUCAAGAAAGUUCUGGRAAUGUGGCUCGUUGGGUUCGCCUUGGAGUUUUAGAAAGAGUCAUAAAUGAAAGCAAUACGGUAGAUCGGCCAAAAGAYUAUCACAUAGUGGAGCAUGUAAUACAUCCCGAUUACAAUCCACCUUCGCUGUACAACGAUAUAGCCUUAUUCCGUUUAGAAAGGAACGUCAUAUUUUCCGAAAAAGUUCGACCGAUUUGUCUCAACACUGAUCCAUCUUUAACACCGUUAAAGCAAAUAGCUACUGGAUGGGGACGAAUUUCAACGGCAGGACCACUUAGUGACAAUUUGUUAAAAGUGGAUUUGGAUAUUUUCUCGAUGAAACACUGCAAYGAAAGUUAUUAUAAYGAUCCAAAGUUAAAAUUUGGAGUAUUACCUGACAGUAUGAUAUGUGCGGGUUCGUUUGAUGGCACAAAAGACAGCUGCAUGGGUGAUUCGGGAGGUCCACUUCAAUUGGAACAUGUCAACUACACGGGUAUGUAUACACAAUACGGGAUUACAUCUUUUGGAAAAUUUUGUGGUGACAAGGAUACUCCAGGAAUUUAUACUAGAGUAGCCAAUUAUAUUCCAUGGAUUGAAAAAAUUGUAUUUUUAAAUAACUAAAUAAGUAUAAUAGAAUUUAAUUCAAUUACAAUUUUGAUGUA